UUAUUUUUUGUAACUAUUUUUAUGUAUUUUUAUUGUUUUAUUUUAAAAAGAUAAUCUUAUUUGGAAAUUUAAUGUUGUUUCCUUUUUUAAAAGAUAUCAAAUAUCAAAUACUCAAACACUAUUGGUUGGUGAACCUAGAGGUUCACCCUAGGGGGUGAACCCAAGAAUUACUCAACAAAAUACUAUUAGCAAUUAAUUGUAUAUAGUAUAUACUGAAGUUAAAAUCCAUGCAUGCCUGUAUUUAUUUAGCGUAAUCUUAUUUUAAGAAAAAAUAUGUUAUAGUAUGGACCAAGAAAAUGAAAGUAUGGACCAGGAAUAAAAUUGAAACGUUGAAUCAAAUUUGUGGUUGUCACUUGUGAUCAGUAACGUAAGUGGUAUACGGGGCCAGCCUGCAGUUUAUAUGUGUAAGUGUGUAACCCUAACAAAAACGUCUAAACGGAUGUGUCUUAGCUUGUAUCACACAAUUAUAUAUCUUGAAUAUUACUAAAUGGCUACACACACCAAGAAAAAGAAAGAUAAAGCCACACAAGAGGCAUACAUACUAUAUCACGUCUCGUUGGCUCGUUGCAAAUGGAUGUCGCAUCGGGAGUGAGACCUAAGGGGAAGCAAAUUAAAUACAAGGCCAUUUUAAGUUCGUUACCAACAAAAAGAAGUCAUGAGGGGAAGACUUGGAGAACUACUGUGUUUAGUUUAUUUUCGCAUUACAACAUUUUAAUUUAGAGAUUGCAGAAUUGACACGUUUGACAUCUCUAACUUUUAUCCACUAGCUGCACGUACGCAAACAAAAUAAGUACAAAGGAUGUCACCUAACUUGUCCCAUGGCCUUAUUCAAUCCCAUCCGUCCAUCUUCCUUUUCUUUAGAUCCAACGGUAUUUUAUAAAACAAUAGCCUAAGCUUCCCAUGAACCCCAUGCACCUAUAUAUAACAUCAAAAGUCUAUACAUGGAGAGAAACACACAAAUAGGAAAAUGGCUUCGCCAAUGAGUACGAUUAAGGUGGCGGUUGUCUCAACCGUAAUCACCGCUAUGUCUCUGUUUGUAAUGUCUUGUGUUCCUACCGCACUAGAUCUCUCCUCAUCUCGGUUCCCAAUCCUUUGGAGUUCAUUUCUCUCGUGGCUGAAACCACCUUACCUCUUCGUCAUCAUCAAUGUUAUAAUCAUUACAACGAUUGUAACUUCUUCCAAGUACUUCCAGAGCACCGGUGUCAACCAAGAUUGUGAGGUGAAGGACGUUGAUAUGGAUGGUCAUUUCGUGGCCAUAUUUCCACCGCCGAUCGUCGUCACGGAUGUGGAUAGAUCGGAGGUUGUAUGUGAAGAGAAGGAGGAGGAGGAGAUUACAGGACUUAACAACGGUGGAGAUGAGCUUGUGAUGUUGACAUGGAAGUUGAAUAAAGUGCCUACGACGAUAACGGACGAGUCAGAAACUAAGAAGGCGCUGGUUUCGGCAAGAUUCAGCCACCGUAAACCGGUCAAAGUGACUUCAAAAGGUAACAACAGGAAGAAGGCGUCUAGGGUGGCGAAACCAAAGUGGCACGAGAACACGUGGAAGAUGAUGGUAACGGAGGAACUUGAGUCAACGCCGUUGACUCAUCAUUCCUGGAGCCCUGAGACGCUCAGACUUGGCGCCGGGGAGUCACAACCUGUCUUGAGGGAAUCGGAGACUUUCAGGGACAUUACUAAUAAUUAUCCAAUAUCUCCCACGGUGACGGAGAUGUCGCCGAGUCUGGAGGAGCUGAAUCAAAAAUUCGAAGCUUUUAUAAAGAAAGGUAAGGAGGAGAUGCUGGAUUCCCUGAGAUUAGACAAAGAUGUGGAUUCACAAGCCAGGCUUAUUAGCUUUUGAAUCUCGUAUACACAGCAAAAACUCAACACAAUAAGAUAUUAGAAUAAUAACUUAAAAAAAACUGAAUAUAACAAUGGGUAUUGGUAUUGUAAAUUUGUAAUACAAUAUAGUUGGUAUUGUAAUAAUGCACAUAGCAGUGAUGGAUAAGCUUCAAUAAUAGAGAAAUCUAAAACCCUAAAUGGUAACACCAGAUGUAUCCUGUUGAGACUCUAGAAUCAGUGAAUCCAACUUGAUUUCAUGAACCUUUGUUGUUAGAUCCGGAGCUGGGCCAAAGCCCAUAAUUAAUUAUAUCACACAUGUAUAUGAUAAAAACAUGUCGUAUGAUCACGUGACAUGGGUUGUUUAAUAACGACGACUAACAGAUAUUUUUUUCUCGAACUCUCGAUAGUCGAAGGAAAAGAGUUUUGUUGACUAUUAACGCCGUGACAUAUAACGGCCAGAUGACAGAACGUUAUACAAACUCAGCGACUCACUUUCACCAACAGACAUCACAGGGCAGUUGAAACGAUGUCGUUUUCUGCCCGCUCUGGAUUUCAACGAAGUUCCAUUUGCCUAAUGUUUCUAUUUCUAUGUCGGUAUAAUAAGCAAAUAAAAUAUGCUCACAUUGUUUUCUUUUCCGAAACUUCCUCACAUCGUCUCUUGUGUGCACAAAAUGAAGUAAUGAACUCCGGCACAUGUACUUGUGACCAAAGUCAAAAAUAGCUUUAUUGAAAAUUCUUAUCACAUUCGUCACUUAACUACGCAACAGGUACAUUAUUAAUUCUUCGAACAACAAGCUAUUGGUUGUACGUUAUAACCCAGUAUAUAGUUGUUUUUUUGGUAUACAACUAUUUUAAAGUAUUAAAUCUCUUACUACAAAUGAAUAAAAUCAAAAAUUCAUGCACAUCUAGACGAACUAAUGGUUUAAUAUAUAUAUAGUUUUCCAAAGUGACAAUGGCGAUAGGAUUUAACCAAACCUACUGUCACGUUUAGAUAUUUCUGAAUUUAAUUCAUAAAUUCAAAUAGAAUCCGAAAGAAACAACUAUAUCAAACAAAGAUUUAAGAUAAUUUGGAGCUGUUGAGUGUAUAAUAAAGAAACAAAAACAUCAUCUACUCACUAAUUAACAAGUUUUAGCAUUUUUGGGAUAUCAUCUUCCAUGACCGAUCACAAUAUUAAUUCUAACAACGAAGCUAAUUCUUGAUCAAACUCGUUACACCGUAUAAAAUAUCUUAAUGAGGUAUCAUCCGAGCUUACAUCUUUUUCAUAAGACGUUUGUAAAUCGAACAAAUCAACUUUCACACUAUAUUUUGUGGAAAAUGAAAUAAAUUUUAAAGUGAUUCUCUAGAUAUAUGUAUAUAUAUAUAUAUAUGUGUGUGUGGUUUUGAGGAAGCAUGAUUUUAUUUUCGUCAUCGAUCUAUGCUAAAUAUUUUGCUACACAUAUUGGUCGGCAAAGAAAACAGAACAUUAAAAAAAACUUAAUAUUAAGAGUGGAUUAGAUAGCACUCGAGACGAGUCGUGGUCAAAUAUACAACAGUUGGAAAAUUGACCUCCAUAUGGCCCGUUCAUGCUGCUUAGCUCUUAAGAUAUUGUCAAAAGGAAUAAAUCUCUUUAAGAUAUUUUUCCUUUUCAUUAUAAGUAUUUCUCUCUUUUAUUCGUAGAUACAUAUUUCUGUUUUUAGUAUGCACCACAUCUGGAUCCAUAUCUCAUCAGUCAUUUCAUUUACAAUCUAUGCAGCAAACAAAUUAACGUACGUAAACACAAACAUGCAUGUAGAUAAUUAAUGAUGGACACUAUACGGGAAUUUGUGAUAUUAACAAUUUAGAAAGUAGCAGAAUCAAAGGGUUUGGCUUUCAAAGAAGUUUGUAUCUAAGCUUCAUCGGUGGGCACUUGAGUGUCAAAAGAUCCGUUUUGGCUUAAGCAAAACUCGAUUUAUCUAAAGUCUUCUCUCGAGGCUGCUUUCUUGCUUUCAAUGCAAAAAAAUGACAGAUGAUCAUGUGGUGUAAGGGUGUUUUGAGUCUCUUAAUAUCUUUAGUGGGUUUUCUACCUUUCGGGAUAAUAUCAGAACGAAUAUAUGUAAUGAUUUCGUUAUGAAAUCUUUUAUUUUUGUCCAGUAACUUUAGUACUCCUCCAUAUCUUAAUCUAAUCAAGACAUCCAGUGACAUAUUAGCUAAGUCAGAUGGUUUAGAAAAUAAGAGAUAUGUUCGCUUAAUGAUAUUAUGAAUCAAGUUGUCUUGUGGUAGGUAAAAAUAACUAAUAAUAUGUUUACGACGAUUUAAUUUAAAACGAUUUGCUAUUGGAAAAUCUUAGACUUUGGUUAACCCAUGUUAACUUAGCUUCGGAUAAGAGACGAUUUUUAGUUUUUUUUUAGAUUUUAACUAAAAAAAACUAAGAACCAUCUAUUAAAUAAGAGAUUAAAAGUCGUCUUUUAGUCAAAAAGUGUUAAAAACAAAAAACAAAAAAAAUGUCAAAUCAUAAGUUAAAAACCCCGGCUAAGAGACUGAAGUUAAUCAUGUCCUUAGUAUUAACUAGUAAUUGAUUUUUAGGUACUCUCCGGUCUCUACUUUAAAUAUCAUCAAGUGACCUAGUAAACCAGUUUAGCAAAAUCAUUUUUAAGAGAUAAGAAUACAUGCAUAUAUCAUGAAUAAGUUGUCUUGUGAUGGGAAUUAUAUUAACUAGUAAUGAUUAAUAAUACUAUAUAAUUUGUUGACAAAAAAAUGAUUUACAAUUUAAGUUUAAAUUAAAGAAAUGAGUGGCAUUUAUAUAAAAUCAUAGUAUUAACUUUUUUUGUCAGCUAAUCAUAGUACUAUUAACUGAAAAACGCAUUCACUACUUUAAAGGAAUGAUUAAUGUAAAUCUCUUACGGAGAGUCUCUUAUCGAAAAUUAGAGACGUCUCUUAAUUUUAUUUUAUUUUAAGUUAAGACGUGUUUCUUAGGGGGGUUAUUGGGAGUGAAAUUUUGAAAGAAUUUUAAAAUUUAGAGAUUUCAUUGUUAUUGGUUAAUGAAUUCUUAAAAUCUUAUUAGAAUCCUUUGUUAUUGGUUUGUGGACUUUUAAAUUCUAUGGAAAUCCUAUGUUAUUCAAAAAGUUUAGUUUUUAUUGACUUUGUAAUUCUAUUAAACUCUUUUGUUAUUGGGACAUAAAUUCUCUCUAGUUUUACUCAUAACACACAACUUUACAAAUAUCACAUAUAGUCAUAGGAUUCUCAAAAUCUAUGUACCAAAACACACAAAAACACAAAUACAUAAACACAACAAGAUUUUUUACAUUUUUAUUGUCAAGUCAAAGAUAAUUGUAAAAAGAAAACUAAAGAUAGAAGAAAUUAUUAAAAAUAACAAUUUUAAAAAAAAUCAUUCAUGAAAUAUAACUAUUUGAUAUUAAAAUAAAAUCAUGAGAAAAUUCAUAGGUUGAUCUUAAAAACUUUAAAACAAAAA
Messenger RNA from Brassica rapa (field mustard), 5246 nucleotides. RefSeq lists its product as uncharacterized. Lineage: Eukaryota; Viridiplantae; Streptophyta; Magnoliopsida; Brassicales; Brassicaceae. The record is from RefSeq and is a predicted model, not a curated record.